CCUUCAACCCCGCUCUCUCUCUCUCUCUCUCACACACACACACAUAUACACGCGCACACAAGAAAAUUCUAGGGUUUCAAUUCUCUCUUUCCUAAACUCGCCUCCAUCCCCAAGAUUUCUGUAGCUUUCCGGAGGAAAGCCGGCUGGGGUUCGGAGAGAUGGAUUGCUUCUCCUUCGUCUUGCGGAUCGCCAUGCGUCGCUGGCCCACGGUACUCGUCGAAUAGGCCGCGCCGCUCGGCUCCACCGAUCGGUGGCAGGGUUUUGCAAGGUGGCCAUCGGGGUAGAGGUCUACCAUCCGGGGGGCGAUGACGACGGCCCGGUUGGGGAAAGGCUGAGUUAUCGGGCUUUGAAUCGAUGGCAUUGGGAGAUCUGAUGCCGUCCAGGUUGUCUGGGUCUUCGGCGUCCGUUUCGAACCAUUUGGAUGGCUUGUCCGGCGGGGAGGACGGGGCCGGGGCCGGGGAUGCGGCCUCGCAGAGGACCGAGCCUGAGGUGGCGGCCCCGGCAGGGGCCAACCUGGGCGUGAGGGCGUCUGGGGCGACGGCUACUGGCAUGGCUUACUUGCCCCACACGGUCGUGCUAUCCGAUUUCCGGCAUGAGGGCUUCGAGGAUUGUGCGGCGGUGGGGCCGUCAGACAAUGGUUUGGUGUCUAAGUGGCGGCCCAAGGAUCGGAUGAAGACUGGGUGUGUUGCACUUGUGUUAUGUUUAAAUAUUGGUGUUGAUCCACCAGAUGUUAUAAAAAUUUCUCCAUGUGCCCGAAUGGAGUGCUGGAUGGAUCCAUAUUCUAUGGCUGCUCCAAAGGCACUUGAGACAAUUGGAAAGGCAUUGCAAGUACAGUAUGAACGCUGGCAACCUCGGGCUCGUUAUAAACUUCAACUGGAUCCCACCGUGGAGGAAGUCAAGAAGCUUUGUAAUACCUGUCGCAAAUAUGCUAGGUCAGAAAGAGUUCUAUUUCAUUAUAAUGGACAUGGAGUACCGAAGCCUACAUCUAAUGGAGAAAUCUGGGUUUUCAACAAGAGUUACACACAAUAUAUUCCAUUGCCUAUCAGUGAGCUUGAUUCUUGGCUUAAAUCUCCUUCAAUAUAUGUUUUUGACUGCUCUGCGGCAGGGAUGAUCAUCAGUGCCUUUUUAAAGCGGCAAGAUUCAAACUCUUCUGGUGCUUCUGUUUCCUCAUUAAAAGACUGUAUUCUGCUUGCUGCUUGUGAAGCUCAUGAGACUCUUCCACAGAGUGCUGAAUUUCCUGCUGAUGUUUUCACAUCAUGCCUUACAACUCCAAUUAAAAUGGCAUUGCGAUGGUUUUGUUCUCGCUCUUUAUUUCACGGAUCUCUUACCCAUUCUCUUAUUGACCAAAUUCCUGGCCGUCAAAAUGACCGAAAGACACUUCUGGGAGAGCUGAACUGGAUUUUCAUUGCUGUUACUGAUACGAUUGCAUGGAAUGUCCUACCUCAUGACCUUUUUCAGAGUCUGUUUAGGCAAGAUCUGUUAGUUGCUAGUCUCUUUCGCAAUUUUCUACUCGCUGAGCGAAUAAUGCGAGCUGCAAACUGUUCCCCAGUUUCUUAUCCAUUGUUGCCACCAACUCAUCAGCAUCAUAUGUGGGAUGCAUGGGACAUGGCUGCUGAGAUUUGCUUGUCUAAGCUUCCACAGCUGAUUGCUGAUCCAAAUGCUGAAUUUCAGCCAAGCCCUUUUUUCACUGAGCAACUGACAGCUUUUGAGGUGUGGCUGGAUCAUGGUUCCGAACAUAAGAAGCCACCAGAGCAAUUGCCAAUUGUUCUUCAGGUUUUACUAAGUCAAUCUCAUCGAUUCCGAGCACUAGUACUCUUAGGAAGAUUCCUUGAUAUGGGAGCUUGGGCUGUGGAUCUGGCUCUAUCUGUUGGGAUCUUUCCGUAUGUUUUAAAACUUUUACAAACUACUGCAAUGGAAUUGCGUCAAAUUCUUGUGUUCAUUUGGACCAAGAUUCUUGCUCUUGAUAAGUCUUGUCAAGUAGAUCUUGUGAAAGAUGGAGGCCAUGCAUAUUUUAUCAGAUUUCUUGAUAGCAUGGAUGCCUAUCCGGAGCAGCGGGCAAUGGCUGCUUUUGUUUUGGCAGUUGUUGUGGAUGGACAUCGGCGGGGACAAGAAGCAUGUAUUCAAGCAAAUCUGAUACAUGUUUGUUUGAAACAUUUGCAACUUGCUAAUCCAUGUGAUGGACAAACCGAACCUUUACUUCUUCAGUGGCUUUGUCUUUGCCUGGGAAAACUGUGGGAGGAUUUUCCAGAAGCGCAAAUUAUAGGUAUGCAAGCAGAUGGACCAGCAACAAUUGCACCUUUAUUGUCAGAGCCACAGCCCGAGGUCAGAGCUGCAGCUGCUUUUGCAUUGGGCACCCUUAUUGACGUUGGAUCUGUCUCAUUUGGUGAUGGACAUGGAGGUGAUGAGGACUUUGAUGAUGAUGAAAAAAUAAAAUCUGAGCUGAAUAUUGUUAGAAAUCUUCUACAAGCUUCUGGGGAUGGGAGUCCCUUGGUUAGGGCUGAGGUCGCUGUAGCUCUUGCCCGCUUUGCCUUUGGUCAUAACAAGCAUCUGAAGUCAAUUGCUGCUGAAUACCUGAAGCCUCAGUCUAACUCCCUUCUGAGCUCCUUGCCAUCUUUGGCUAAUGUUAAUAAUUUUAGUGGCUAUUGUCCCAGUCAACUGAUGCAGGUAGGAAGCACCAUUUCCUCACGUAUUGGUCCUGUAUUGAGAAGUAGUAGUGACAGCACUGCUGCUGGUCGAGAUGGUAGGAUAUCGACAAGUAGUCCCAUUGCAUCAACUGGUAUGAUGCAUGGUUCUCCACAAUCUGAUGAUUCUUCUCAUCAUUCUGACUCUGGUAUAUUGAUAAAAGAAACUACUACUAAUGGGAUCAUCAAUUGCUCUAGAUCAAGAACUCUUGACAGUGCUCUAUAUUCUCAGUUUAUUUUGGCCAUGUGUAACAUCGCAAAGGAUCCAUCUCCUCGUGUUGCAAACCUUGGCCGAAGAACACUCUCUAUAAUUGGUAUUGAACUAGUGGUUGCAAGAACUGCAAGGUAUGGUGGUGGGGGUAUACACCAAGGAGAUUCUUCAGCUCCAUCUCAGUACUCUAAUCUUUCUGGAUUGGCUCGCUCAUCUUCAUGGUUUGACUUUAAUGCCGGUCAUUUAUCAAUGACAUUCCGGACACCUCCUGUUAGCCCUCCUAAGCAAAAUUAUCUGACAGGAUUGCGCCGAGUGUGCUCUUUAGAGUUCAGGCCACACCAACUAAAUUCUCCAGAUACUGGAUUAGCUGAUCCACUUAUAGGGGCUGUUGGAUCUUCUGAGAGUUCUGAACGUAGCUUACUUCCACAGUCAAUUGUUUACAAUUGGAGUUGUGUUCAUUUUUCAAGGCCACUUCUUGCUGGCACUGAUGACAGUGAAGAAACUGUUGCUAGGAGAGAAGAAAGAGAGAGAAUGGCUUUGGAUGGUAUAGCCAAAUGUCAACACUCUUCUAAUUGUAAACUUGGUAAUCAAAUUGCUAGCUGGGAUACCAAGUAUGAAACAGGCACGAAGGCUGCAUUGCUCUUGCCUUUUUCUCCUUUUGUGGUCGCUGCUGAUGAGAAAGAACAAAUCAGGGUAUGGAAUUAUGAAGAAGCUACUCUUUUGAACUGUUUUGAUAAUCGUGAGUCAUCUGAUAGAGGAAUAUCUAAACUGUGUCUUGUGAAUGAGCUUGAUGACAGUUUGCUUCUAGUUGCUUCUAGUGAUGGAAAUGUUUGCUUUUGGAAAAAUUACACCAUGAAGGGGAAGCAGAAACUUGUGACAGCAUUUUCUGCCAUGCAAGGUCAUCGGGCUGCUGUUCGUGGCACAAAUGUAGUUGUGGACUGGCAGCAACAAUCUGGUUAUUUGUAUGCUUCGGGUGAGAUAUCAUCAAUCCUGGUUUGGGAUAUGGAUAAAGAGCAACUUGUCAGCUCUAUUCCAUCAUCAUCUGACAGUAGCAUAUCAGCACUGUCUGCUUCCCAAGUCCACUGGGGUCAUUUAGCAGCUGGCUUUGUUGAUGGUUCAGUAAGAAUAUUUGACAUUCGCGCUCCUGAAAUGCCUGUUUGCACUGCUAGACCACAUACCCAAAGGGUGGAAAGAGUUGUUGGGAUUGGUUUUCAACCUGGAAUUGAUCCGACCAAGAUUGUCAGUGCAUCUCAAGCUGGGGAUAUACAAUUUUUGGAUAUAAGAAAUCAAACUGAGCCAUAUCUCACUAUCGAUGCACAUAGGGGCUCUCUUACUGCAUUGGCAAUUCAUCGCCAUGCUCCAAUCAUUGCAAGUGGCUCAGCCAAGCAGAUAGUUAAGGUCUUCAGCCUAAGAGGAGAGCAACUAAGCAUCAUCAGAUACUAUCCUACAUUUAUGGCUCAGAGAAUUGGUUCUGUUAGCUGCCUCACUUUCCAUCCAUACAAAGUACUCCUUGCUGCUGGUGCAGCCGAUGCCUGUGUUUCCAUUUAUGCAGAUGACAGCUACCAAGCAAGAUAACCGUAUGCUGUGGGUUUUCAUUUAGAACAUUUGACAUCUAACCAAGGAACAUGGAUCUGGCAACCAGACGAACUGAGUGAGCUGAUAACUGCAGCUAUACUACAGAUCAUCAGAUUUUGGGUACAUAAACCUCUGGCCCUGCAUGUGAAAUUUGUAUCUUACAGCGUUCAUUAGCCUCCUCCUGAGAGGGUCACACCUCACCCGAAUUCCUGCAUCGCUGCUGGAGGCUCCCACAAAUAAUCAUACCUAGGUAAAAAGAUGUAAAUAAUUUCUUUAUUUGAAUGGUUCUCUUUUUUAUUUAUUUUCUUUUCCUUUGCUCAGUUUGUAAAAGUGCAUAAUUUUCAUAUGAUAAAUUAAGUACAGGUGGUUCUUGGGGCUGGGUUUGUGAUAUUG
Molecule: messenger RNA, 4860 nt
Organism: Musa acuminata subsp. malaccensis (wild Malaysian banana)
Lineage: Eukaryota; Viridiplantae; Streptophyta; Magnoliopsida; Zingiberales; Musaceae
Product: regulatory-associated protein of TOR 1
Biological process (GO): TOR signaling; regulation of autophagy; positive regulation of cell growth
Cellular component (GO): TORC1 complex; cytoplasm
Molecular function (GO): protein-macromolecule adaptor activity; protein binding
Source: RefSeq, a predicted model, not a curated record